UUUAAUAAAAUCCUUAAAAAAGUUGUAGAUUUUCUCAGUAUUUUUAAAAAGUUACGAUUCGUAUUAUAUAAAUUCUAAAGAAAUUUUUCAUAAAUAUAAAUCAAAUUUAUAAAGAUAAAAUCCUACAAUGCAGACUUCUAAGGGACGUUCUAAAGAUGGUCAAAAGGAUAAAAAUAUUUUAAGAUGCCUUGAGGACGUUUCUGGAAUAAAGUGUGCUGUGUGGGAUAACAAGCUAAUAAAAUGUAAAAUGGUUUAAACCUAGCUGUAUUGACAUCCAUUAUAGGCAUAUAAUAUUAGCAGUCCAGCGAAUAGCUAAUAUUGGAAAUACGUUGGCAGAACUAUGAAUUGCUAAUAUUGGCAGAACGUUGACAGCCCAUAUGAAUUGUCAAUAUUGAUAACUCAUUAACAUUCAAUGAAUAGCCAAUAUUGGAAAUGUAUUGGCAUUUCUAUCAAUAUCCAACGUUAACAAUGCAUUUCUUUUAGCAGUCAAUAAUGACAGCGCAUUGACAACUCUAUUACAAAUAUUAGCAGUGCAUUGGUCGCUCUGCGAAUAGUCAAUUGGCAUCUCUUAUAAAUUACCAAUAUUGACAGAGCGCAUUGGUUUAUUAUGAAUCAAAACUUUUGUAAGAAAUAGUGAAAGAGUCUACAUUUUUUUUUUAUAAUUUUUCGUAAAUUAUGCAGUGAAUUCUGAAAUAUUCUAAGAUUCGUAAAAAAUCUAAGAAAUUUUCUAAAAUGCUAUAAAAUUAUACAGAAAUUUGUAUAUAGUCAACAUUGGUAUGUAAUAUUAUUGAUUGCGAAAAUCUAUAGUGUUUUAACUGUCUUAUUCUUUUCCGGAUAUUUUCUAUACAGAAAAACAAUUAUUAAAAAUAAUUAUUUUAUAAAUAAACUGAAUAAAAAUUUAGAUAGCAAAGUACAGAGUUGUUUUACAAAGAACGGUUUUAUAGUUCGUUCACUACGAAUACCGCAUUCCUGUAUACGUGUAACGUUAAUCAGGACGCUGUUGCAAAAAUAUACACAGGAAACAGCGAAUGUUUUUGCGCGGUCGCAGCAUAAAUCUUUCGAUUGCACGUUUCCAUUUCUACAAUCCGACAUCCAUAAAAAAGUAAAAUCGCCGGAUAUUUAUUGAUAUUCCGAAGUAAUGAGUUUCAUUAUACAUUCAGUUGAUAGUUUAUUUUGUCCAUUACUUGUCAAGAGGCGAGAAAAAUCAUCAGCAGCUUCAUUCAGAAAACAACAAUAAACAAGACGGACUCUCAAGACAUAACAUAUCAAGAAUACUACAAUGUGCGAUUUUUACACAACGAAACCAAUAUUAUUACGCUUAGAAUGUAUCUUUCAAAAAAGAAUAAAUCUAUGCACUAUAUGCAAAAAGAAUAAUUACAAAUUGUAAGAUGUUUUUUUACGUUAUACUUUUACAUUUUCUGUAAAAAAAGAUAUUACCUACUAAUCCUAUUUAUAUAUUUAUUAAAUAAUGACCGAAAGAAUCCUAGUUUAGUUCAAGACUUUUGACAAAAGAAUUUGUAAAUAAUUAGCAUAGAAAUAAGUUGAAUGAACAUUGUCAAUCAUGUUGUGAAGAAAUAAUUUCAUGUUGUAAAAGUUGCAAAUUCGAUCGACGUAGCCAAGAAAACAAAUAACGAUUCAGGCAGAAAAGACCCACAACCUACAUACAAUCACACAUCUUUAGGUCAACACAAAUCUCUCAAAAUUCUCAGUUAUUUCUUCACAAAACGUAAAAAUGCCAAAACGAUCGAUCUAUUUGCAACCAUUAGAUAAUCUUUAUUGGAGAACUCGACGCGAUCUCGAAUUUCUGUGUAAUUACUGGGACCGUUUGAUCGCCUCGAAUCAAACCUACGAUAUACGUCUUCCUGAUUUGCUGCGCGCUAAUCACUUAAUGAGACACCUAUCCUCCCUGUCCCAUCCAUCAAAUCAAGGAUUGCGAUUCAACAUAAGCUUUACCAUUCUCGACGAUGGCAAUCGCUUGGAACCGGAGGAACCAUAUCAACUAAAUAAUGGGUCGUCUUAUUAUACUGAAUCUCGUAACAAAUUUCACCGAUCGCCAUGUACUAGUAACACAGCCAGAUACAACGAUUUGCUUAAGAAUUAUAUAAGACAUAUAAAUGAAAAUUAUGCAGCGAUCGAGAGGGAAUUGAUGAGGGCCAGAAUAUCACCGUUGGUCGAACGCGACAGAUUUGCGAGAUGCCAGAAUGCGUUUUACAAUCAGCGCGCGGCAACGUGUAAUUGGAACGAAUUUUCUACUGGAAAUCGAACAUAUUCCACGAGAGUUUCUUCGGGGUUACAAGCGAAACAUUUCAAUCCACGGAAAAGAAACAAUCGUCAAUCUUGUGCAUUAUUCGAACACGAAUGCCGCAUUGCUGACGGAAGGAACGGUUGCUCGAUAAAUCAGCAAUCAACAAAACAGAAAGAAAAUUCGCCCGAGGUAAUAAUGGAGUAUUACCAUUUUUGAUUAACGUACAUAUUUUUUUCUAAUAGUAAUAAUUUUGUGUAAAACUAUAAACCUAUAAUAUUUUGAUCUUUAAAUAAAAAUAUCAUGAUAUAAUUCGUUAUAAUCAUAAUUCUUAUUAUAUUUGUGGGUUGCCAAUAAAAAAACAUAUUGCAAUUUAUACAAUAAUAAUUAACAUGCUGUUACACAGUUGCAAAACGAUUUAGUUGUAAUUAACAAUUUUGUAGAAACUUAACA
This is a messenger RNA of Monomorium pharaonis (pharaoh ant), 2695 nucleotides long. RefSeq lists its product as uncharacterized. The record is from RefSeq and is a predicted model, not a curated record. Bases 1733 to 2461 code for a protein of 242 amino acids. Lineage: Eukaryota; Metazoa; Arthropoda; Insecta; Hymenoptera; Formicidae. The transcript has 3 exons.